This is a messenger RNA of Aspergillus wentii DTO 134E9, 1917 nucleotides long. Its product is annotated as Zn(II)2Cys6 transcription factor domain-containing protein. Gene Ontology annotation, molecular function: zinc ion binding; DNA-binding transcription factor activity, RNA polymerase II-specific. Gene Ontology annotation, biological process: regulation of DNA-templated transcription. The transcript has 2 exons. The record is from RefSeq and is a predicted model, not a curated record. The coding region runs from base 1 to 1917 and encodes 638 amino acids. Lineage: Eukaryota; Fungi; Ascomycota; Eurotiomycetes; Eurotiales; Aspergillaceae.
AUGGAGUCGAGAACCCCGACGGCUGAGCCGUCCUCGUCCAGCAAACGACCUCGAUCACCCUCGGGCGAUUUCCCUACUAUCGCAUCCAAAGUUCCCAAGACGCAAUCGAAUCACCUGCAAAUCAACUAUCUCGCCCGCCAGUAUCCUGACAACCUCCCCUUGGUCUCCGUUGAUGAUAGCAUGCCCGCCAUUGUCCACUUGAUCGGCGAAUAUGAUGGUGUUCUCCAUCGUCACGAAAGCAUCGCCGGGAACCUGGGCGCUUGUCCGUUGGGUCCCAUUCUGAUCAAGCGCUUCGAGCGUCUGUUCGAUGGCCCUCCGCGCGUGCUGAAAUCGCACGGCAAGGACUCGCCCAAUAUCACCUGGCUCGAUGUGGUCGAAUUCGCCAAGAGCAAACCGGAGCAGUUCAAUCUGGAAAAAUCCCGCAAUGGCGUGCGGGUUUGCCAGUUUUACACCAAGCAGUGUCGGGUAGAGAUCAGUGAGGAGGACUUUGUGCUGAUCGCUUCGGGCAUGCCACAGAAAAUGAUCCCCCCACAACCCAUCAUCGAGGAUGAAGAAAAGGAACUGGGUGCGUUGGAGAUUCUGGAGAAGAACUUGCAGCAGAUCACCCAAAUCGCCGAUCAAGUAUCUGCCCGAGCAAGACAACUCACUUACCGUCUCAAGAACCGUCGAACAGCUAUCGUCAGCCGACGGGAGAACGAUCUUGUCCUCCACAACCAGCAGGCUCGUUCUAUCAGCCCCACGUGGCGAGAUGCCAAUGGCAACGGCCAGAAUCCGUUAAACGGCAACGGUUCUUCCAAUGUCCAGUCUCCCUCGGCCGGCUUUGUCGCAGUCAACGCCAACCGUCCCGCAGGGGAGCCUAUGGGAGAAGAAGGAUCGCUGUCUUCACAGUUCAUGUUCUCCCACUCAAACACAGAAAACGUUACUAUCAUCAACGGGACUUCCAUCAAAGGCGCCUCUCCGACGACCCGAAUGGAGUUGAUGAAGAAAUUCUUCACCACUGCGGACCGUCAAGCGCGUGGCUACGAGGAUCCGCCUGGGCAAAUGGCCCGUCAGUCAUCGCGUCCCCGGCCGAGAGCCUCGGAUGCGACGGCAGAUCUUAGCACCAUCUACAACAACCCCGCCCCGACCACCGUCGCAAUCCCGAGCACCCCCUCCUCUUUACUUCCUCCUCCCAAGUCGAACAGUCACGAGAAAGAUGACGGUGGUCCCUACAAGAUGGAAAUGGUCGCUCGAAUGGAGGAGCUGCAACGAGGGGAUCGCAUCCUACCACCAUGCGACCGGUGUCGCCGUCUACAUAUGGACUGCCUCAAGAACCUGACUGCAUGCAUGGGCUGUACGAAAAAGCAUGCCAAGUGCUCCUGGAAGGAUGUCAAAGAGGAUGAGCUACGAGAAACUCGAAUCGACGGCCUUCCCCGGGCACACGCCGAAGACGCUCCACCAACCGACCCAUCAUCCGCGGCAGUGACAGUCCCCACAUCUGUCCCCACCCCAGCGUCAUUUGCUCCAGAGCAUGUACAUGAACAGCCACGGGGACGGGAACGGGGGGCCGAACAUAUUUCAAACUUCAAUGCGCGAAGAGAAUCCGCGCCAACUACGGGUCCAGCCCCAGGAACUCCGUUAGGAAAGGAGAUGUCACCCAGACGGGCCAUGAGUGAGAUCCAUGGAAGCGCAAUGGCGAGUCACGACAGACGGGUCAGUAUCAACCGUAAUACCGAUCCUGUCCCAGAUGAUGAUGACCCUGGUGCCAACCAGAGACUGAUGCAAGCCAUCUUGGACACAGUCGACCAUCAUGCCCGAGUAACAACAACCGGGAAAGAAGGGGAGAAUAACAUGAAUAUCAAUCAUGAUCGAGAGCGGGAGCGGGAACAAGAACGAGAGAGGGAGAGAGAGCGAGAGCGGAAAAUGGUGAGAGCGUAA